This is a messenger RNA of Medicago truncatula (barrel medic), 1698 nucleotides long. RefSeq names its product zinc-finger homeodomain protein 9. NCBI's taxonomy places the organism in Eukaryota, Viridiplantae, Streptophyta, Magnoliopsida, Fabales, Fabaceae. Gene Ontology annotation, molecular function: DNA-binding transcription factor activity; transcription cis-regulatory region binding. Gene Ontology annotation, biological process: regulation of DNA-templated transcription; regulation of developmental process. The record is from RefSeq and is a predicted model, not a curated record. Gene Ontology annotation, cellular component: nucleus. The coding region runs from base 263 to 1438 and encodes 391 amino acids. The transcript has a single exon.
UUUGGGACACUAUUUGUAUUGCUGUAACCCUCUAUCUAUCUCUUCUCUUGAUAACCCCAUUUAAACCUCAGAUUUUGUCAUCACUUCUCAUUAUAACCAUCAUCAUCACACUCUCUCUACCUUCAUAAUAAUCAUAAUUCAUAAUCACCAAUUCUCUCUAUUCUCUCUUCCAAACAAACCAUUAUCCUUUUCCCUUGUUUUUUUCCUCUUGUUCCCUUUCCCCUUUCAACCCUACAAUUCAACAAACCCUAAUCAACAAGACAUGGACAUCACCUCAAGAAACAUAGAUGCAGAUUCUCAAAUACAACCAAACAUAACCUUAAAGUCUUCACCUUUCACAAACGGCACACAUAAACGCCAAGUUACAGCCACAACCACCACAAACACCACUACUCCACCACCACCACCACCGCCACAGCAACAACCACCAUCAUCAUCCAUGGUUGUUUCUUACAAAGAAUGUCUCAAAAAUCAUGCUGCAUCCCUAGGUGGACAUGCACUUGAUGGAUGUGGUGAAUUCAUGCCACCAUCAUCUCUCAAUCCCAAUGACCCUAGAUCCCUCAAAUGUGCUGCUUGUGGCUGUCACCGGAAUUUCCACCGCCGUGAGCCACAAGAGCAUAUCCUCACCACGACCACUUCCACCACCGCUACGGCAACAGCCAGCGCGAAAAACAGUCCACCUUUUCUUAACUGUAUCUACACAACACCUUCAACAACAGUUCCACCACCACAACCACCACCGCCGUUACCACUGCCACACCGUGGUCCAAUUAGUCAAAGCACAAGCCCAAGUCAAAGUACAAGCCCAAGUCAUAGCCCAAGUCCAAUUUCAAGCCCAUCAUCACCACCACCACUCUCACAUUUACCACCUUCUUAUCAUCACUCUUCAGCUCCUCACAUGCUUUUAGCUCUUGGUGGAAAUGCUUAUUCAACACCACCACAACACUCUGAUCAUGAUCAACACCACCACCACCAUCAAAACCAUCUUCAAAGAAAUCUCAAUUUUGCUUCAUCUGUUGUUAAGCUUGAGAGCCACAACAACAACAACAGUCACAACAACACAAGUAGUGGGAAAAAGAGGUACAGGACAAAAUUCAGCAAGGAGCAGAAAGAGAAGAUGCAUGGUUUUUCUGAGAAAUUGGGUUGGAAAAUGCAAAAGAGUGAUGAUGGUUUGGUUCAGAAAUUCUGCAAUGAGAUUGGUGUUUCUAGAGGAGUUUUCAAAGUUUGGAUGCAUAACAACAAGAAUAAUAGCUUGAGGAAGAAAUCAGAAUCUGAUGUUGGAAUUGGAAUUGCUACUCAAAUUGCUACUCAAAAUGAUGAUAAGAACAAUGUUGGUAAUGGUAAUGAUGAUGCUUCCAACAAUGUCAUUCAUCAUAUGAAUGAAGAUCAUGGGUGUGUCAAUGUUCAUGUUUCUUCUGUUAAUGGUUUAUCUUCUUAAUUAAUUAGUCUUUUUAAUUAUUUUUCAAGGAACUAAGAUAAAUGGGAAUUAAGCUUAAUCUAGUAGAGAUUUUAUUUUUACCAUGAUCUGUGGUUAUUUUUGUUCAUUAUUAUCCUUUGUAGUUUUUCCUCUUUUUUAAUUAAUCCAAGGUCUUAACUUUGCCCAAUAGUGUAAUUUUGGUGUCUCUAUAUGAUGACAACAUAAAUGUAAUUGAGAUUUGAGACCACAUCUAUUUUAUUUAAGUGAAAUUCUAUGCAUUA